Danaus chrysippus (African queen) is the source of this 2571-nucleotide messenger RNA. NCBI's taxonomy places the organism in Eukaryota, Metazoa, Arthropoda, Insecta, Lepidoptera, Nymphalidae. The record is from the annotation of a GenBank genome assembly.
AUGGAGGUGUUUAACAAGUUCUACUCAUCGGUUAGCAAUACCGUGUCCCAGUUAUCGGGAGUAUUGCCGGGUAAUCCAGUUACAAGAGAGUUCGAAGCGACUCAGUUCAUAGCUAGUGCAGGGCCAGGCUUACUGUGGAAAGUAUAUAAAGGAUACAAGAAAUCGACAAAACAGGAAGCAUCCAUUUUCGUGUUUGAAAAGAAACAAUUAGAAAGAUGGUCAAAAGCGGACAGAGAUAUCAUGAUAGACAUUUUAAAAAGAGGUAUUGUUCAAUUGACAAAAUUACGACACCCUCAAAUACUUACAGUUCAGCACAGUUUGGAAGAGAGUAGAGAAAGUCUUGCUUUUGCCACUGAACCUGUAUUCGCGAGCUUGGCCAACAUUCUUGGUAAUACUGAAAACAUGCCUCAUCCUUUACCAAACCACAUCGUUAAUUAUAAGCUCUAUGAAGUCGAAAUUAAAUAUGGACUAAUGCAAGUGGCAGAAGGCUUAGCAUUUUUGCACAAUGAUGUCAAACUGCUUCAUCAUAAUAUCUGUCCCGAAUCCAUAAUAGUCAACCAGCAGGGUGCAUGGAAAAUAUUUGGGUUCGAUUUCUGCAUUGCAAACCAAAGUAUGACAGGUUCGGCACCAUUUUGGCCGUUUACCGAAUAUUGCCAAGCAAUGCAUGCCCUAACUCAGCCAUCAUUGGACUUCUUGGCACCGGAAUACAUCCUAUCGGCAACUCAUUCCCCGGCCAGCGAUAUUUAUUCUCUCGGAAUGGUGAUAUACUCUUUGCAUAGCACAGGACAUAAUACUUUGGGAAAUGUUGGUAAUGAAUACAGUAAAUAUAAGAGGUUUGUUAAUGAACUGAAAACUUUAUCGCCUUCGAGACUGAUGUGUGUUAAUGAGGGGUUGAGGGAAUAUGUGAAAUUGAUGCUGAAUGUCACACCAGAGCUUCGGCCGGACCCUCAUCAGUUUCUAAAGAUACCAUAUUUUGAAGAUGUUGGUGUAAAAACUUUGAACUACUUGGAUUCCAUGUUCCAAUGGGAUAAUCUGCAAAAGUCCCAGUUCUACAAGGGCCUGCCACAAAUUAUACAGAAAAUGCCGCACCGUAUUUGUAUCUACCGAAUUCUUCCAUGCCUCACCAAAGAGUUCGUCAAUCCACCGAUGGUACCUUUCGUGUUGCCGAAUGUUUUGCUGAUAGCCGAAAAUUCAUCCAAGGAAGAAUACGUGAAAUAUAUUCUGCCAGUUCUGAAACCGGUCAUGCUUAUCCAGGAUCCGAUACAAAUCUUACUUAUAUUCAUGCAAAAAAUGGAACUGCUAUUAAAAUUGACGCCGGGGGACGAAGUGAAGACGGAAAUUCUGCCUAUGUUGUACAGAGCUUUGGAAUCGGAUGCUCAACAGAUUCAAGAGUUGUGUUUAUCGGUGUUACCAACAUUCGCUUCGUUGAUCGACUAUCCGGCCAUGAAGAAUGCUUUGCUGCCUCGUAUUAAAAAACUAUGCAUGAGCACAAACUAUAUAUCAGUGAGGGUGAAUUGUUUGUUAUGUUUGGGCAAGCUGUUGGAACAUUUGGACAAGUGGUUAGUUUUGGAUGAGAUCAUUCCAUUCCUGCCACAGAUACCGUCUCGAGAACCGGCUGUUCUUAUGGGAAUAUUAGGUAUAUAUAAAUUAACGCUAGGGCACAAAAAGCUGGGUAUCACCAAGGAGGUUAUGGCAACCAAAGUCCUGCCGUUCCUCAUACCUCUCUGUGUUGAGAAUGGUUUAACGCUGAACCAAUUCAAUGCCCUCAUAUCACUCGUGAAACACAUGAUAUCUAAAGUUGAAACCGAGCACAGGAGUAAGUUGGAGCAACUCAACUCAAUACAAAAUGAAUCAAAAGUAAUGGAGCAUGCAUUGACCUCACCGGAGACAUUAGUGACAAACACACAGACAGAUAUAGAUAAAAUGUUCUCCGGAUUAGGCGUGGACUCAUUCUCAUUUAAUAAACCAGAGAAACAUGAACCGACCACAACAGUGCCGGAGAGAAGUUCAUUGAGUAUUGAAGACAAACAGAGAAUAGCGCAACAUCAAGAGACAUCUCGUAAAUUUAACAGACAAACUCCCUCAGCGAUUCCAACGCCAUCUAUCGUCCCUCUACCACAACCUCCAAAACCCGUUGACUUAACAAACACAUUACUACAGUCCAAUCUCAACCAAUUGACUACAAAACAGUUUCAAGUCACAAAUAACACUAAUUCUCUCGCUAAUAUGACAUCCAGUGCAGCCAACACGAGUACACCAAAUUAUAAUCUCAAUAUAGGAAGUCCGAUAGGCUUCGGGUAUCAAAACCAAUCGAUGCCAUUUGAUAAUCAAUUGGCAUUACCGCCUAGCACUGGUUGGACAAGCCCAAACAGUGCUGCCAACACAACAUUUGGAAAUCAAAGUGCCAACUUCAAUAACAAAUGGGCGAACAAUCAAAGCAAUCAGAAUAAUAUGAAGCAGGACUGGUCAGCAUUUGAAUCUCUGUUACCGAGCCAGACUAAGAAUAAUUCUAGCAAUAAUAACAAUGUAAAGAAAUUAAGUGACAGCGAAAUGAUGGAUUUGUUAAGUUAA